Pieris napi is the source of this 1263-nucleotide messenger RNA. Its product is annotated as prismalin-14-like. Lineage: Eukaryota; Metazoa; Arthropoda; Insecta; Lepidoptera; Pieridae. The record is from RefSeq and is a predicted model, not a curated record. The transcript is spliced from 2 exons. The coding region runs from base 250 to 915 and encodes 221 amino acids.
UUCGAUACACAAAGGGAAUAUUCCAUCGAGUAAAUAGAAUCAGAGUUAAGGCUGUUAAAUAAAACGUAAGUUUAUUAUUUCAACGAACCUACGUCUCGGCCUUGAGGUUACGUUGCUUAAUAAAAUUCCCCAUAUUGUAAUAUUGUGUUGCGUUACUUCUGCGUAGGAUCAACACUUUCACUUUUGGUCCAAACCCCCCAAUAUGAUACACUAGUGUCUUUGUGACCACAACUAGCGGCAGCCGGCAAAAUGAAAUCGACGAUUAUAUUUCUUCUGCUGCAAUGCUGUGUCGUGGUUUUCUCGGACGACAGUCCGGCUUCUAAAGAUAUAGGACUCGAUGACUAUGACGAUAUUGGCAGAAAACAUAGAAAGAAAAAAAAGCAACAGAAUAACCCAUGUUUUGGACGGACUCUGGGUGAAAAGUUUGGCUCCCAAGAUUACACUAGCACGUACAUAUCAGCUCCGGUCACGAAUUAUUUCUUUGGUUGCGGAGGAUUUCCCGCACCUGUUGCGCCUGUCUAUCCCCAGUAUGGAAACCAAGGACACGGAGGCCAUGGUCACGGAGGUCAAAGUCACGGGGGUCAUGGCCACGGAGGUCAAAGUCAUGGGGGUCAUGGCCACGGAGGCCAUGGUCAGGGAGGUCAAAGUCACGGGGGUCAUGGCCACGGAGGUCAAAGUCAUGGGGGUCACGGUGGAAACUUUCAAGGGGGAUACGCACCAGGAUACAUUCCCCAGAAUUAUGGUAAUCAGCAACAAUAUCAGCAGUUCAAUCCAGGUUUUCAAGUUCAAAAUAGACCGUUUCAAAAUGUAGUCUCAUCAGCUGCUGCUGGACUGGGAAACGUUGUCUCCAGCUACUUUUCAAGACCCAGGAAGACAUACAAACAAAUCAAUAGAUUCAUAAAUCAUUUGUUUUAGUGCAACAAGACAGUCAUUUGUGUAAAGUGCUAAUUAUUUAAACAGUUAUUAUAUUUAUAUUGAUGGUGUUUAAGCGUUUUUGCGAUUUGUGGUAAUAGCAUGUAAAUUGCUAAUUAUAUAGAAAGAUGCCUUUUUUAUUCUUAUAGGCUUGCUACAGAUUUUUUUGUAUAAGCAGUUGAAUAUUAAUUAGUAGUUAUAAAUUGCCAGUCUUUUGUCUUUAGGUAAUGUUACAAUUUUUAAGGAAAAUAUAUUGUAACAAUCGCUCGGCAUUGUUUUAUACACGUGUUGCUUAAUUUGCGAAGUAAUUGUUGGCAUGCAAAAGUCAAAGUCAAAGUCAAAAAACGUUUA